Molecule: messenger RNA, 3260 nt
Organism: Cicer arietinum (chickpea)
Lineage: Eukaryota; Viridiplantae; Streptophyta; Magnoliopsida; Fabales; Fabaceae
Product: 1,4-alpha-glucan-branching enzyme 1, chloroplastic/amyloplastic
Biological process (GO): glycogen biosynthetic process
Cellular component (GO): cytoplasm
Molecular function (GO): 1,4-alpha-glucan branching enzyme activity; cation binding; hydrolase activity, hydrolyzing O-glycosyl compounds
Source: RefSeq, a predicted model, not a curated record
AGGACUUACAAUUGGAACAGAUGGAAAUUAAAUUAAAAUAGAACGGUUGUGGACGGAGGAGAAGAGGACUUACAAUUGGAACAGAUGGAAAUUAUAGCGCCGUUGGUUGCUUCUUCACGUGGCGAAGCAUAUCCUUUACUUUACUACUUUAUUUCUCUUCUUAGCAAUGAAAAGACGGUUUACAUUAAUUAAUAAAUAAACAAAUAAAUUCAUACCACAACGUGUCAUCAUCAAAUAAAAAAAUACUUAACUUCUUAAUUAAAACCUCCAUUCUUCCACACUCUUCACUCUUCUCCUUAUGGAGACUGCUUUAACCUGAACCUUGAUCGAAGCUGAUUCUGGACUUCAAUUUAGAGACAUGAUUUCCUCUCUGAGUUUUAAUCCUCUCAUUUCUUCCUCUUUAAACAUUGGCUGCAUCAUUCACACCUCGAAAAAUAAGCAGCAACUUGCCAAGCAAAAGCCAGUAGAGUUGGCCCUGGGCUAUCAGAAUCCAAAUGGAUGCAAGGUGUUCGGUUUUGAAUCAAGAGGAUCAAUAUUUGAGAGGGUGAGCUCUGGUUUCAAACGCAUAGCCGUUAUGACAGAUGGCACAUCAACAUUGUCAUCCGUUGAAGAAGACUUUGAAAACAUAGGCAUCUUGCAUGUUGAUUCAUCCCUAAAACCAUACAAAAAUCACUUCAAAUAUAGACUGAAGAGAUAUCUAGAUCAGAAAAGGCUCAUUGAAGAAUAUGAAGGAGGUCUUGAAGAAUUUGCAAAAGGUUAUUUGAAAUUUGGAUUUAACAGAGAAGAAGGUGGCAUUUUGUACCGUGAGUGGGCACCUGCUGCUCAGGAAGCACAAAUUAUUGGGGACUUUAAUGGGUGGGAUGGUUCCAACCAUCACAUGGAAAAAGAUCAAUUUGGUGUAUGGAGCAUUAAGAUCCCUGAUGCUGAUGGAAAUCCAGCUAUACCUCAUAAUUCAAGAGUAAAGUUUAGGUUCAAACAUAGUGGAGUUUGGGUUGAUCGCAUCCCUGCUUGGAUUAAAUAUGCCACUGUUGAUCCUACCAGAUUUGCUGCGCCAUACGAUGGUGUCUACUGGGAUCCACCACUUUCAGAGAGGUAUCAGUUUAAAUAUCCUCGUCCUCCGAAGCCAAAAGCUCCACGGAUAUAUGAAGCUCAUGUGGGAAUGAGUAGCUCUGAACCCCGCAUAAACUCUUACCGGGAAUUUGCAGAUGAUAUUUUGCCACGUAUUCGGGAAAAUAACUAUAAUACAGUUCAGCUGAUGGCUGUGAUGGAGCAUUCUUAUUAUGCAUCAUUUGGAUAUCAUGUAACAAACUUUUUUGCUGUGAGCAGUAGAUCUGGAACCCCCGAAGAUCUUAAAUAUCUGAUCGAUAAGGCACAUAGCCUGGGUUUGCAUGUUUUGAUGGAUAUUGUCCAUAGUCAUGCUAGUAAUAAUGUUACUGAUGGACUCAAUGGCUUUGAUUUGGGCCAAAGUUCACAAGAAUCUUACUUCCACACCGGAGAUAGAGGCUAUCACAAACUAUGGGAUAGCAGACUUUUUAACUAUGCCAACUGGGAAGUUCUUCGUUUCCUUUUAUCUAAUUUAAGGUGGUGGCUUGAGGAGUUCAAAUUUGAUGGAUUUCGAUUUGAUGGAGUGACAUCAAUGCUGUACCAUCAUCAUGGAGUCAACCUGGCAUUUACAGGGGAUUAUAAUGAAUAUUUUAGUGAAGAAACAGAUGUGGAUGCUGUUGUCUAUUUGAUGUUGGCUAAUUGUCUAGUCCAUAAUAUUUUGCCAGAUGCAACUGUCAUUGCUGAAGAUGUUUCUGGCAUGCCUGGACUCGGCCGACCAGUUUCUGAGGUGGGAAUUGGUUUUGACUAUCGACUAGCCAUGGCUAUCCCUGACAGGUGGAUUGACUACUUGAAGAACAAAAAAGACAAUGAGUGGUCAAUGAAAGAAAUCUCUUCAAAUUUGACAAAUAGGAGAUACACUGAGAAAUGUGUCUCCUAUGCUGAAAGUCAUGACCAAGCCAUUGUUGGGGACAAAACUAUUGCAUUUUUACUAAUGGAUAAAGAAAUGUAUUCUAGCAUGUCUUGUUUGACUGAUCCUUCUCCCACUAUUGACCGGGGGAUUGCUCUUCACAAGAUGAUACACUUCAUAACCAUGGCAUUAGGCGGAGAAGGCUACCUUAAUUUCAUGGGGAAUGAGUUUGGCCAUCCGGAAUGGAUUGAUUUCCCAAGAGAAGGCAAUGGAUGGAGUUAUGAGAAGUGCAGGCGUCAGUGGAAUCUGGUGGAGACAAAUCACCUGAGAUACAAGUUCAUGAAUGCAUUUGACAGAGCAAUGAACCUGCUUGAUGAUAAAUUCUCAAUCCUUGCAUCAACUAAACAAAUUGUGAGCAGCACAAACAAUGAAGACAAGGUUAUAGUCUUUGAACGUGGGGAUCUGGUGUUUGUGUUCAAUUUCCAUCCAGAUAAUACAUACGAAGGGUAUAAAGUUGGGUGUGACUUGCCAGGGAAAUACAGAGUUGCACUGGAUAGUGAUGCACGGGAAUUCGGAGGACAUGGAAGAGUGGGACACGAUGCAGAUCACUUCACAUCCCCAGAAGGCAUACCAGGAGUUCCUGAAACAAAUUUCAAUAACCGGCCCAAUUCCUUCAAGGUCCUUUCACCCCCUCGUACCUGUGUGGUAUAUUAUAGAGUGGACGAAAGCCACGAAGAAAACAACAGUACAAAUGUGGGUGUGGUUGAAGAGACAUUUGCUGCAGCAGAUACUGAUCUUUCUACGGAAAGCGAAGAUAGCAAUUUGGAUCAGAUAGAAGAGAACUUAGAAGAUGCAGUUGUUCCCAAAGUUAAGGUUGAAAGUAAAGAUGUUGAAACAAAUUCGAAGACGCAUACAAAAUGGAAGAAGACGCAGACAAAAUGGAAGAGAACUUAGAAUAUGAAGAUGGAGACAAAUUUGAAGAAGAUGCAGACAGCUGAUAAUCUUUUUCCGUCGGAAGUUGGGAAUCAUAGCAAUUUUCACUUGUCGACAAAGAAAUCCUGAGAAAAUUUUGAAGAAACUUUUGUCCAUCAAAUCAUCUUUCUACUCUGUAUAUUAUGUGUAUGUAUAUGUAUAUAUAAUGAUCACAAAUAAAUUAUGUAUGCACAAAACAUUACUACCAGUCAUGUAUGAUGAGAAUCCUUACAGGAUGGUGGUGGUCAUGAACUCAUUGUUAUGUAAUGUGCAUCUUGAACUUUGUUUUCUCCUUACUGGGAAAGAUUUCAACAAAAACAUACUUCAGUGCCUCCAA